Neoarius graeffei (lesser salmon catfish) is the source of this 1983-nucleotide messenger RNA. RefSeq names its product STRA6-like (gene stra6l). The record is from RefSeq and is a predicted model, not a curated record. Gene Ontology annotation, molecular function: signaling receptor activity; retinol transmembrane transporter activity. The transcript is spliced from 18 exons. Gene Ontology annotation, cellular component: plasma membrane. The coding region runs from base 1 to 1983 and encodes 660 amino acids. NCBI's taxonomy places the organism in Eukaryota, Metazoa, Chordata, Actinopteri, Siluriformes, Ariidae. Gene Ontology annotation, biological process: vitamin A import into cell.
AUGCCUUCAGGUGCACGAGCCAAGGCGUGCAGGAUUGAAACAGUUCUGCACAAGCGCAACACAAUUGCACUAGAAAGCAUGGUCAAACUGCCAGUGGAGAAUAAAUGUAUGCCGAUGGAUCUGUUCCUCCACGUAUCUCUUGUUCCCUCUGUGUGUAUUGUAGCACUGCUGUCCUUCCUGCAGCGCAGAGAGAAGAGUCUCCCAUUUGAGGAGAGAUUCCCAUAUCUCCAGGGCCGAUUCGGAAUUGUGGUGCCUCUGGAUUUUCUGGGCAGUCUGAGUAAUCGCUGGUCGUACGGGUUUGCGUUCGGUGCUGUGACUCCCAGUGUCCUGCUGCUCUUCUCGGAGUCCUACACACCAUUUCCUGUUCCGUCCUGGGCCCGAGCUUUUGUGUAUUUGGUUGGAGCUCUGGAGGUGGGCGUGGCCUAUCUGCCAUUCUUUCUCUGUCUCUCAACACCACACCGAGCACUUGGAGGAGUUCUGGGCUUGCUGUACACUGUGGCCUGGUUGACUGCAAGAUUAUUUGAAGUUGUCAUGUGUCCUGAAGGUGACGUUCUGGGUGAUCAUCAGAAGAUAAUAACACUUUGGCCAUGUUUCCUGUGUCUGGGUUUCCUGAUUGGACGCUUCAUCGCAAUGGUGGUGAAGGAUGUGCGAAUUCGUUUACAGUAUCAGAAUGAGCAACAGGUUGAAGAAGAGAAGCUUUUCCAGUCUAAUCAGUAUAAAUAUGUCCAAACACUGCUGAGACAGCCUCCUGAACAAUCUGCGAAGAAGAGCUGGUUUCGGAGGAACGUGUACGACUGGGAUCCGUAUUUUAAAUUCCCGAACAGGAUGAUCGGCACCUCCGUCAUCUGCCUCAUCGGACUCUACACGAUAACUCUGGCAGAUUACAGUCUGAGUGAUUAUGUUUUUCGGGAGCUGUUAGUGCUGAUCAACUCUCUGGAGGAUUUGGCCAAAUCCAGCAAUAACACGGAGAAUCUUUUAAUUUCACUAUUACCCCACAUCCGCCAGUUCAGACAUGUUGCCUGGAAGUCCUGGUUUGCCACCACACUGUUUGCCACCCUGACGUGUGCUACAUACACAUUUCAUGUGUUAGCAUGUUACAGGAAGCACAUGAAGAGGUUGUGGGCGGGGAAGAAGAACUUCUUGCCAGAGAAGUACCACAAACCGAGCUCUGCUGUUAGUGUGGCUGCGAUAACACGAUAUUCAGGCUGGCAGAUCGCCUUCACACUUUGGGGUUAUCUUAUCAUACACUACGUGCAGUUCAUGUUUGCAUUGCUGUUUGUGUAUCUGGUUGUGUUACCGAUCCAGAAAAAUGGGUUCCUACCCUGGUUCUCCAUCCUAGCCACCUUACUGCUGACCAUCUUCAUCGUGAUCGCUCUGGUGAUGGUGCAGGUUGUGAUGGUCCGCAUCUUCUUCCUGCAGGACAAAUUUUCCCCUGAUGAUAAAGAUAAACCGCUAGCACUCAACAACAGGAGAGCCUUUAACAAUUUUAACUACUUCUUCUUCUUUUACAACGCCAUCAUGGGGCUGAGCAACUGCAUCCUCAGGCUGCUAAACAGUUGCAUUGUGGGUACUUGGCUUGUUCCACGCAUUGACCGGACCAUCAUGCAGCGGGGCUAUGAGUCCAUGGAUCCAGGUUACUGUACGUGGGUUGGAAUGAUAAUUGCAGAUCAUCAUCACAGUAAUCCAGUUCUGGUGUGUUUCUGUCACCUGCUACUCAAACACACCCUGCAUCGACAGAGGGCUGUGAACACAUACGCACAAUUUGACAAUGCAGAAUUCUCAAGAGUCAGCAGGGCCCAUACCCGCUGGCAUCUCCUCUAUACCCUGCUCAGAAACCCAAAACUCAUUCUGCUGAGGAAGAGGCCCCAUAGCAACAACCUCCACAGCAACCAAGACCAGCUCACCGUUGCCCGGGUGAUAACACUGUCAUCGCAACUUGAGAAAGACCAGCGUAUCCGACAGCAUAACGAUGAUGUACCGUAA